This is a messenger RNA of Lotus japonicus, 796 nucleotides long. RefSeq lists its product as uncharacterized. Lineage: Eukaryota; Viridiplantae; Streptophyta; Magnoliopsida; Fabales; Fabaceae. The record is from RefSeq and is a predicted model, not a curated record. The transcript has 2 exons. Bases 250 to 585 code for a protein of 111 amino acids. Gene Ontology annotation, cellular component: NatC complex.
AAACAAUGAUUCAGUGGGCUCAUAACGCACAAACACGACGCUUCUCCUCUCCUCUCCUCUUGCGUGUUUCAUCUCCUUCCUCCGCCAGCGGCGGCGCUCCUCCUUCUCCACCAGCGGCGGCGCUCCUCCUUCUCCACCAGCGGCGGCGCUCCUCCUUCUCCACCAGCGGUGACGUUUCCUCCUACCUCUUGCUCUUCUCUCUUGCUUCCCUUCUCUGUUACUUGAAAUAGGUGAUGUUCAAGUGCUAAGAUGGAACAAGAAGCAGAACAACCGAUUCCCGUUCAAGUAGGGACCUCAGAUAGUUCAAGUCGUGUGAGUCGGGUAAGGAAGCUGCUGUUUCGCCGGAUGCUGGUGGGGAUUAAAGAUGGAAGAUUCUUCUUGGGUGGCUUCUACUGCAUUGACAAGCAGGGGAACAUUAUUCUCCAGGAUGCUGUGGAGUAUCGUAGCACUCGACGAUCAUCACCUUCUCCAAUGGAGCAGCGGUGCCUUGGUCUCAUUCUGAUUCCUUCUUCUUGUCGGGCGACGUGUCAUGUGGAUUGCUCUAUCGAUGAACAGUUGUCCCUGCUAUCACUUCGUGAAACAUGAGUACCUUAGGGUUUCAUUUGUUCUGUUGGUGAACUGUGAAUGGAAUUCAAUAUUUUAGUGUGUUGUGUUGGAAUAUAGGAUUGUGGCACAGAAGGAACAUGGUUUAACAUUGUGUAACCUGUUUUGUUGUGAUUUAUUUGAUUGGUCAAGCUGCUUUUGUAAUUGGGAUUCUGAAUUUGAUUCAUCAACUAUUAUUUGGGUGUGAGCGAAA